AUGAUAAUUACUAUUUUUGGGUUUGAUGACGGAAAACUUCUGAUAGUUACCUCAAACCAAACACAUUUUUACCUAUUACAAUUACAUUUCAUCCAUCAAAAUGGAAGUAUACUCCCAAUAAAUUACGAAGGUUCCAUUAAUUUAAGCAAUUCAAGUGCCUGGGUUCUUUAUGAUAUUGAGCCUUUAGCAAUAAAUCAUAUGAUUUUGUUAUAUUAUAAUAAAAAUGAUCCGAAAGAAGAUCUUACCAUGUUCGGAACUAUUAUAAAUUCACAAGGCAAAAUAACUCAAGAUAAUAUUACAUCAUUGUAUCAUUUCAAUAUAAAUGAUGCAAAUGUUAACCCAACUUUUAUUACAAGCUUUAGCGAUAUUUCUAAAAGCUUUGUUGUUACCCAUAGAAGACCUAAUUAUCUUAGCUGGACAAAAUAUCGAUUUGCAGAAGACAGUGGUAUCGCUUCACCAAUAUCGAAUGGCUUAAAUAAAAUUCCAGUACGUUAUCCUAUAUCAAAUUCAACAAAUAUUUCAGCAUUCUAUCGUUAUGACGCACCCGAUUAUUCAAUAUAUGCGCAUUUUAUAAGAGACAGCUUGGACAUACCCAACGAACAAUUUUUAUUAUAUCAAUCUUAUGAUAACACGAUAAAGUAUUAUGGAUCAAUUAGAUGUCAAGCUGGGCUUUAUUCAUUAAAUUUUCAGAGCAAUAUUUGCAUCUAUUUUGAGUUUGCUGUUUACGACAAUAAUACAGCCAGUCAAUUUACAAGAUUCAUAAGGUUUUCAUCAUCUGGGUCAGUUAUUGAAGUAGGAACUCUCCCAAAUAAUAGCACUGGCGAUUACAAUCCUGGAAAAAUUGUAAUACAGUCUGUCGUUCCGUUACCAUACGGCGGUGCAAUUAAAUUCAAAAGUACAACUUAUAAGUUAUAUGAUAAUUCUCCUCUGGAUCAUCACGAACUUCGAGUCCAAACAUCUAAUUUAGAUAAUAUUACAAUUAGUGGUGAAAUUUUAUAUGAUAUUCCAGAUGUUGAACUAUCUAGAUAUGGUGUUUUUAAUAAUAAUACCUUAUGGUUUACGCAAUUUAAUAAUACUUAUGAUCUUACGUUAAUUACAUUCAACGUGAAACGAGUCUAUAAUGAUUUCGGUUAUGGAAACGCUGCAAUCAUAUCUUCUUACCCAAAAUUAAGUUCUUCAGUACCCAUAUCAUUUAAUGACUUAAUUAGUAUUACUUUUAAUUUUUCAAUCGUUCCAUCUUCUGGAAAUAUUUCUAUUUAUCAAAUAAUCAAUCAAAAUAACGUUUUAUUACGUCAAACUUAUUCUGCUUCUUCAUAUUGUAACGUGUAUAAUUAUACGACUCUAUCUUGUCCGAUCUUUUCUAGUACAUUUAAUCAAAUUAAUAGCAAUUAUGUAGUUGUUGCUGAUGAUAAUUUUGUUAGAAUGUCUUCAUUUAAUGAACCACUUCGUGGAAUUAAAAUGGGCAUCUGGCACGUCAUGACAUCACAAUCAUCAGUUAUGGGAAGUAUACGUUUGUCCGAAAAUGGAACCGAUUAUUUUAAUGCUUUAAACCCAGAUGAAAAAUCUUCAUUCAUUAGUAGUUUAACUGAAGAACUUGUUCAAAGUUUAUCUACUGAUACUUCGAGGCUAUAUUUCACUGGACACGUUAAUGUCGAUUUGACAACUCCUCAACAACAAAAAUUAUGCGAACUUAAAAUUAUUGAUUCGAAAGAUUUAUCUCAACCAAACGCGAAACAAAUAAUGGAUGAUAUAAAUGAACUAAUUAAACACAAAUAUGUUACUAUUCUUGCAACUUUACCUCAUGCUGGCUAUAUUGACGAGACAUAUCCAUUUAAGCCAACACCAAACUUCUAUAAUGAAGUUGCGGAAGCCAAAUAUUACUUAAUAAGCUUUGGUCUUGGUUUUGUGGUUUUGAUCAUAUUAUGUAUUUUGGCAUAUCAUAGACAUAAUAGGAAAUCUCUUAUGAACAAAUGUUGGCACUUAAAGAUAAAUCCAAACUGCUUACAUACACCAAGAUGUUCUACAGAUGAUGCUGAUUCACAAUGCAAACGUGGUUCGACUGAAAAUUUAUUAUCUGUAUUGAGUCCAAACUGUAUACACAAGCCAAAAUGUUCAAUUAAAACUGAUACACCAUGUUUUAGUGAUUUUAUUAAAAAUUAUUCACAAAACCAGAAUGGUUUACUAGUAAUAUUAGGAGUACUGCUAUAUUUACUUUACUCGCCAGUGCAGAUGUGGAAAUUUUAUUAUUCUCAUUUUGGAGGGUUUGAAAUGUUUAAUGCACCAUUUUCAAAAAAGGCAAGAGACUAUAUCUUUAUAGGAAAGAUAAUAACUAUUAUUAUUGAUAGCAUACCAUGGUUGAUUAUUCAAUGA
This is a messenger RNA of Cetraspora pellucida, 2370 nucleotides long. Lineage: Eukaryota; Fungi; Glomeromycota; Glomeromycetes; Diversisporales; Gigasporaceae. The record is from the annotation of a GenBank genome assembly.